Oncorhynchus gorbuscha (pink salmon) is the source of this 3241-nucleotide messenger RNA. RefSeq names its product xenotropic and polytropic retrovirus receptor 1 homolog. The coding region runs from base 405 to 2471 and encodes 688 amino acids. The transcript has 14 exons. The record is from RefSeq and is a predicted model, not a curated record. Gene Ontology annotation, molecular function: inositol hexakisphosphate binding. Gene Ontology annotation, biological process: cellular response to phosphate starvation; phosphate ion transport. NCBI's taxonomy places the organism in Eukaryota, Metazoa, Chordata, Actinopteri, Salmoniformes, Salmonidae. Gene Ontology annotation, cellular component: plasma membrane; cytoplasm; Golgi apparatus.
CCCAAUGAUGGCGACUGAACGAUUUUACAGCACAAGAGGCUAGACCCGUGUUAUCACAAAAACAAUAUUGUCAAAGUAACAACUAAAGGCGAAAUAAGAGUGUAUUAUAGUGACAAUAUAGUAAAGAUAAAGGAGGAGAGGAGCAUCAUCUUGCAGUUAUGUUUCGGGGUUGUCCCGCCAACGUUCUCCGACCAUAAUGUGAGACGGAGAAAAAGGGGAUCUUGGACCGAGCAGCACAGUCAUAAUCUGGAUGACAAACAUUGCUCAGUGGUGAUUCUGUCACAUCAUCCACGCUGGCUUUAUUUUAAAAAGCUAGCUGUAUGAUAUCCAUUCCCCACAAAGAAAGUCAUCUGACAGCUAGUAUUUCAUCGUCGAAACCCUGGGAGGGGAACCGCUGAGGAAGGAUGAAAUUCACGGAGCACCUUUCGGCGCACAUCACUCCUGAAUGGAGAAAACAAUACAUCCAGUAUGAGGCUUUCAAGGAUAUGCUGUAUUCUGCCCAGGACCAGGCACCCUCUAUCGAAGUCACCGACGAGGACACGGUCAAGAGGUACUACGCCAAGUUUGAGGAGAAGUUCUUUCAGACGUGUGAGAAGGAGCUGGCCAAAAUCAACACAUUCUACUCUGAAAAGCUAGCCGAGGCCCAGCGCCGUUUCGCCACGCUGCAGAAUGAGCUGCAGUCUUCACUGGAUGCCCAGCGGGAGAGCAGCAUGCAGGGCCUCCGUCGCCGCCGCAAGGCCGUCUUCCACCUGUCCCAGCAGGAGCGCUGCAAACACCGCAACAUCAAAGACCUGCAACUGGCCUUUUCAGAGUUCUACCUCAGUCUCAUCCUGUUGCAGAACUACCAGAAUCUGAACUUCACAGGUUUCCGUAAGAUCUUGAAGAAGCAUGAUAAGAUCCUGGAGACGUCGCGGGGAGCCGACUGGCGUGUGGCCCACGUGGAGGUGGCCCCCUUCUACACCUGCAAGAAGAUUACCCAGCUCAUCUCUGAGACUGAGGCCUUGGUAACACAAGAGUUGGAGGGAGGAGACAGACAAAGAGCCAUGAAGAGACUACGAGUGCCCCCACUGGGUGCUGCACAGCCUGCUCCGGCGUGGACCACCUUUAGGGUCGGCUUGUACUGUGGCGUCUUCCUCGUCCUCAUGGUCACCGUCGUCAUCACUGCUGCGGUUGUGAUAGAGAAUGUCAACGUGUGGCCACUGGUGAGGAUCUACCGCGGCGGCUUCCUGCUGAUCGAGUUCCUCUUCCUGCUGGGCAUCAACACGUAUGGCUGGCGCCAGGCGGGGGUCAACCAUGUGCUCAUCUUCGAGCUCAACCCCCGCAACAACCUCUCCCACCAGCACCUCUUUGAGAUUGCUGGUUUCCUGGGGGUGCUGUGGUGUGUGAGCAUCCUGUCCUGUCUGUUCUCCAAGUCCAUCCUGGUGCCCAUGCAGGCCAACCCGCUGGUCCUCUACGGCUUCUUCUUCCUCUUCCUCAUCAACCCCUUCAAGACCCUCUACUACAAGUCACGCUUCUGGCUCCUCAAACUGCUGUUCCGUGUGGUGACAGCCCCGUUCCACAGGGUAGAGUUUGCAGACUUCUGGCUGGCCGACCAGCUCAACUCUCUAGGGGUGGUUCUGAUGGACCUGGAGUACCUCAUCUGUUUCUACAGCUUUGAGCUCGACUGGAAGCAACAAGACGGGCUACUGCGCGACAGUGGAGGCGUGUGUCACUCCUACUCGUAUGGCGUGCGGGCAGUGAUCCAGUGUCUGCCGGCCUGGUUCCGCUUUGUGCAGUGCCUGCGGCGUUACCGCGACUCCAAACGGGCCUUCCCACACUUGGUCAACGCAGGGAAAUACUCCACCACCUUCUUCGUGGUCACCUUCGCUGCCCUCUACAGCACCCACAAAGCUGAGCGUCAUGAUGACACCCAGAUCUUCUUCUACCUGCUGAUCGGCUGUUCAUUAGUCAGUUCCUGUUACACCCUGGUGUGGGACCUGAAGAUGGACUGGGGCCUGUUUGACCGCAAUGCAGGAGAUAACACCAUACUCAGAGAGGAGAUCGUCUACCCACAGAAAGCCUACUACUACUGUGCCAUACUGGAGGAUGUGCUGCUGCGUUUUGCCUGGACAAUACCCCUCUCCCUGAGCACCGCCAGUGCACCGUCAGCUGCAGACAUUGUGGCUACCAUCCUAGCCCCUCUGGAGGUCUUCAGGCGUUUUGUGUGGAACUUCUUCCGCCUGGAGAACGAGCACCUGAAUAACUGUGGCGAGUUCCGUGCCGUGAGGGACAUCUCAGUGGCUCCGCUGAACGCUGACGACCAGACGCUGCUGGAGCAGAUGAUGGACCAGGAGGACGGAGUCCGGAACCGCUUGGGCAAGAAGAACUGGAAACGCUCCUACAGCAUUUCCCUGAGACGGCCACGCCUCGCUUCCCAGACCAAGACCCGGGACACCAAAGUUCUCAUGGAGGACACAGACGAUGACACCUGACAUCAGGCCAGACCCAUUGCAUCCAUAGCAUGGGUUCAGAACCUCUUUAAAGGACCACGUCCCUCCUAGGGGCAUACACCCCCUCCUCCCCCAUCAAUCAGUCGAUCAAUCAUUUGAUGACCCGCCCCCUCAUCAGUCCAUCACAGAGCUGCCUAUCUGCGUCAACACACAGAGUACAAAGACUUGAAUAUAGGCGUAUACAGAGGAUAACAAUUGGAGACAAAUACAAAUACCACACACACCUUGGAACAACUACUUUUAAGCCACUUUGUUUUGUUACGUUCAUGGACCAUUUAGUGCUGAGUUGACGUCACCUGUUUUUUAUAUUUCAUGGGGCAUAGACAAAACACCAAGACUGUGUAAAUGUUGAUGUAAAUAUCAGGAAGAACAAACGGGGAAUGGACUGUUGAUUUCAAGAUGGCUAAUCAGAAAUGAUGUAAUCUAAAAAAAAAAAGACUGAGAGCGUUGGACUCUGAACAGUGAUCAGACACUCCUCUGCAAUCAGUCUGGUCCAAGACUUUCUUAUGACCUUUUUUGAUGAACAUGAUGAUGACGAUUACUGUAUUGAUGUGGCUGUCUUUUCCAUGUGUGAUAAGUUCUUCCACGAAUACCUUGGUUUUUAUUUUAUUUUGUUUAAUUAAAUUGCUAUUUAUGUGAGGGGAAAGAUGCCUAAAACAUUUGGUAGUGAAAUGGGGGAGGUUCUGAUUUGAAAUGGCUGCUAAAGUGUCUGCCUAAUGUUGCCCAAAAAUAACUGUUCCAAGAACUUGUUC